UAGGUAUAUCAUCGCGGUCUUGACGCUUACGGCCACGGUUCAGCUCCCAGCCGCUAGGAGGAACAAGGAGGGAUCCAUGCCUAGUCCUAGCGUGGAGAAGGAAGCGGUCUGAAAGUCCGCAUCCCCUCACAAGACGGGACUUUUAGCCAAGGCACAGGAGAGGGAGAGUACUUUCAAUUUGACUUCGAAGAGCUUCUUUACAUGGGGACAAGAAAUGACAUCUACAGCGAGCGAAAGGAGGGCGUUUGCUCAUAAAAUCAACCGGACGGUUGCUGCAGAGGUCAGAAAACAAGUGUCCAGAGACUAUGGCUCUCCUCAGCUGACUAAGAAACGAGGAGGCGCACACCACCCUUUGCCCCUGACGGAGGUGGUUGAGCCGGUGGACUUUGAGGAGUAUGUGAGCAGUCAUGCUCCUGGGGUGGAGCCCGGCCCACUCAGACAGCUAAUGGAGUUCCCCCAUGAUGACCUGGAACUCCUACCGCUGGAAAAAGAGUGCAUUACACUGGAGCCCCCACUGCCUGAGGAGGAGGACUCCCUGGAUCCCAGAGUGAGAGAUGCCUUGGCAGUCUACACAGAUGACUGGCUCGUCAUUCAAAGAAAAUAUCAGCGCUACAGCACCGCAUACACCCCUCACAACUCUGAGCGACAGAGGGAGAGGCAGCGAGGGCUGGUCAAACAGACCUUUGAACUGGACGAGGUUGCUGCUGCUGAGCGCCAGGACGACCAGGAUGACGCAAAGCGGCGGUCAGUCAGCCUCGAUGAGACUCCUCGAGGCAGCUGGGCCUCCAGUAUAUUUGACCUGAAGAAUUCCUCCCCAGACGCACUCCUGCCGUCUGUGCUGGAACGCACAGCCGCAGAGGACAUGGACCGGCGCAAUACUGAGGCACGCCUGCAGGGGCGCCACAGUGACCUAUUGGGCCUGUACUCUCCCCCUGAUGAGGAUGAAGCAGUAGAGAGAUGCUCUGUCCCUGAAGUGCCCAAGGAACACUGUGGCCAGAGGAUUAUGGUUAAGUGUCUGUCUCUGAAGUUUGAAAUAGAAAUUGAGCCCAUAUUUGGCACACUUGCCCUGUAUGACGUCAAGGAAAAGAAAAAGAUCUCUGAGAAUUUCUACUUUGACCUGAACUCGGAUCAGAUGAAAGGGCUGCUUAAACCCCACACACCUCAUGUAGCUAUUUCCACACUGGCCCGUUCUGCCAUUUUCUCCAUCACAUACCCUUCCGCCGAUAUCUUUUUGGUCAUUAAGCUUGAGAAAGUCCUCCAACAAGGAGACAUUGGAGAAUGCUGUGAACCCUACAUGGUCAUGAAAGAGUCUGAUUCCUCCAAGCACAAGGAGAAGCUGGAGAAGCUGCGUCAACAGGCAGAGCAGUCAUGUAGUCGUCUUGGCCGUUUUCGCAUGCCUUUUGCCUGGACGGCCAUUCACCUUCUCAACAUCGUCAGCAGUGUGGGAGGUCUGGAUCGGUCGGACCCUGACUCUGACUCUGAGCGAAAAGGUCAUGGAACAUGGAAUGAGAGAAAGAAAAAGGGGUUUGAGCGGAUGAGUGUUGGGGAUGACAUGUGUAACUUCGCUGCUUUCCGUCCAGCGACAUUGACCGUCACCAACUUCUUCAAACAGGAGGGGGACAGACUGAGUGAUGAGGACCUCUACAAGUAUCUGGCAGAUAUGCGCAGACCGUCCUCUGUUCUGCGACGACUAAGGCCUGUCACAGCCCAGUUGAAGAUUGACAUCUCUCCAGCUCCGGACUCGCCUCAUUACUGUCUGUCACCAGAGCUGCUUCAUGUGAAGCCUUACCCUGACCUGCGUGUUCGCCCAACCAAAGACGUGCUGGAGUUCCCUGCUCGCUACGUAUACACACCGCACACCACCUACAGGAACUUGCUCUAUGUUUACCCACAAAGUCUGAACUUCAGUAGUCGGCAGGGCUCAGUGAGGAACAUUGCUGUGAAGGUUCAGUUCAUGGCAGCAGAGGACCCCAGUCAAGCUUUGCCGGUCAUCUUUGGGAAGUCGAGUUGUCCUGAGUUCAUGCAAGAUGCGUACACUCCCAUCAUCUAUCAUAACAAGUCUCCUGAGUUCUAUGAGGAGAUCAAGAUGAAGAUUCCCGCCAAUCUGACAGACAACCACCAUCUGCUGUUCACCUUUUACCACAUCAGCUGCCAGCCCAAACAGAAUACUCCUCUGGAGGCCCCUGUGGGCUACACCUGGAUCCCUCUGAUGCAGCACGGCCGACUACGCACCGGCUCCUUCAGUUUGCCUGUCUCGGUGGAAAAGCCCCCACCUAGCUACUCUGUACUCACCCCAGACGUUCAGCUCCCAGGCAUGAAGUGGGUGGAUAAUCACAAAGGAGUGUUCAAUGUUGAGGUGACGGCAGCCUCUUCGGUUCAUACUCAGGACCCCCAUCUGGAUAAGUUCUUUACUCUAGUAUAUGUUCUGGAAGAGUACUCCUUCCCCUUCCGCCUGAAGGAUGUCAUAAUAACUGAGGCAAACAUGGAGGGGGAGCUGAAGGCCUGCAUGGCUGCACUGAGAGGGGCUCUGCUAGAUACCUGUGUCAGGUUCCUGCACCAGCUGCUCAACAAGCUCAUUCAGCUCAUCAUCUACCCACCAGUCAUCGCGGGCCAAAUUGUGAACCUGGGCCGGGCUGCUUUUGAAGCUAUGGCUUUAUUGGUCAAUCAGAUCCACAAGAACCUGGAGGGGAUCCAGGACCAGCACGGCCGCAACAACCUGCUGCUGUCCUACAUCCACUACUGCUUCCGCCUGCCAACCGCCGAACCUGCAGUACCCCCGACAGCUGGCACACAGUCCUACGAGAUGCCUAUGCAGUACGCCACCUUAUCGAGAGCAACAGCCCGCCCAAGCAGCCUCCACCUGUCCCGCUCAAAGAGUAUCAGCAACUCCAACCCGGACCUGGCUAGCACUCCAAUUUCUCCUGACGAAGAGGUACAGAGGAUCAUAGGAAGCAAGGGUAUUGACCGCUCCCACUCCUGGGUAAACUCUGCUUAUGCCCCCGGGGGCUCCAGAUCUGUGCUACGCCGAAACCCCAACUCCAGCUGUGAGCUCAAGCAGCUGCUCCAUGAGGAGCUUGCAUUGCAGUGGGUGGUCAGCACCAGCGCAGUGAGGGAAGCAGCGCUGCAGCAGGCUUGGUUUUUCUUCCAGCUUAUGACAAAGAGCAUGACCCAUCAUUUAUUCCUGACCUCGAAAUUGGACAUUGCCAGGCGUCAGCGUUUUCCAGACCGCUUUGUGGACGACAUCGCUGCACUUGUGUGUGCCAUCAGUGCAGACAUUGCCAAUCGAUACCACAAGGAUGUGGAGCUUGUGGAGAGGUUGAAUAGUAGUCUGGCCUUCUUCCUGAAUGACCUUCUGUCUCUCAUAGACCGGGGCUUUGUGUUCAACCUCAUCCGCUCCUACUACAAACAGAUUGCCAACAAGCUUCACACAGCGCAGAACCCGAGCUCUCUGAUUGCCCUGAGGGUGGACUUCACUCGUAUCGUCUGCAGCCACGAGCACUACGUCAUCCUCAACCUGCCGUGCUCCACUCUCAGCCCUCCAGCCUCCCCCUCCCCCUCCACCUCCUCCACCACCUCACAGAGUUCAGCGUUUUCCAGUAUGGUGCAAGACCAGGGUGUGGCCACCAUGUUUGAGCUCUCCGUCCCUUUCCGCCAGCAGCACUUCCUGUCUGGCCUGCUGCUUACUGAGCUCUCUCUCAUACUUGAUCCUGAUGGAGAAGGGGUUUUCUUCCUUCAUAAAAAGGCCAUUAGUGCGCUUCACUCCCUGCUGUGCAGCCAUGAUGCAGACCCUCGUUACACUGACCCUCAGGUCAGAGCCCACAUCGCUCAGCUCUAUCUGCCCCUCAUCCCCAUCGUCAUGGAGACGUUGCAUCAGCUCCACGACUUCUCUGACUCCUCGCUUGCUCGGGUUCGCCAUGCCUCAGCCCACGCCGAUGAUGCUGACCCAGACAGCGGCAACACUAUCAGUCAGUCUGUUGCCAUGGCGAUUGCUGGCUCUCCUUUGCCGCAUGUCAAAGCCAACCCGUUUGCUCUGCCCACAGUGGCUGGGCGCCAGUCCAGCUCUCUGUCUGCUGAGUGCAGCAGGACUCUCCUGGUGAGUUUCUUGUGGGUGCUGAAGAAUGCAGAUGCUGCUCUCCUGGAACGCUGGGUUUUUGAUUUGUCUGUACUGCAAAUCAACCGCCUGUUGGAUCUGCUCCAUCUUUGUGUCUCCUGCUUUGAAUACAAGGGGAAAAAGGCUCUGGAGAGAAUCAAUAGCCUGACAUUUAAAAAGUCUCAGGACAUGAAGGCCCGACUGGAGGAGGCAAUACUGGGCACCAUUGGGGCUCGUCAGGAGAUGGUCCGCCGCUGCAGAGAAAGGAGUCCCUACGGCAGCCAGGAGAAUGUUAGGUGGAGGAAGAAUGUCACUCACUGGAGGCAAAAUACAGACAGAGUCGACAAGACUAAAGCUGAGGUGGAGCAGGACUCUGUGGUGGAUGGAAACUUAGCUACUGAGGCUUCUCUGAUAGUACUGGACACACUGGAGAUUGUAGUCAAGACUGUGGUGGCAUCAGAGCUAAAGGAAAGUGUUCUGGGUGGAGUGCUGAGAGUGCUCCUCCACAGCAUGGCAGGCAACCAGAGCGCCCUCUUCCUGCAGCACUGCUUCACUACACAGAGGGCUCUGGUCUUUAAGUUCCCAGAAAUGCUGUUUGAAGAGGACACAGAGCUUUGUGCGGACCUGUGCCUGCGUCUCCUACGUCACUGCAGCAGUAGUGUCGGCUCUGUCAGAAGUCACGCCUCCGCCUCUCUUUAUCUGCUCAUGAGGCAGAACUUUGAGAUUGGAAAUAACUUUGCUCGAGUAAAGAUGCAAGUCACAAUGUCCCUGUCAUCACUGGUGGGAACGUCACAAAACUUCAAUGAGGAGCAUCUUCGCCACUCACUCAAGACGAUCCUGACGUAUGCUGAAGAGGACCUGGAGCUGCGUGACACGCCCUUCCCAGAGCAGGUCCAGGAUCUGGUGUUCAACCUGCACAUGAUUCUUACUGACACUGUUAAGAUGAAAGAGCAUCAGCAGGAUCCAGAGAUGCUCAUUGACCUAAUGUACAGGAUUGCAAAGGGCUACCAGAACUCCCCUGACCUGCGUCUGACGUGGCUCCAGAACAUGGCAGGGAAACACUCUGAGAGAGGAAACCAUGCUGAAGCUGCCCACUGUCUGGUCCACAGCGCAGCGCUGGUGGCAGAAUACCUCAACAUGCUGGAGGAUUGCCGUUACCUGCCAAUUGGUUGUGUCACGUUUCAGAAUAUUUCAUCCAACGUAUUGGAAGAGUCAGCCGUAUCCGAUGACGUCUUGUCUCCAGAGGAGGAGGGGAUUUGUGCUGGGAAGUACUUCAGCGAGUCUGGUCUGGUGGGCCUCCUGGAGCAAGCAGCUGCCUCUUUUAACAUGGCCGCCAUGUACGAGGCCAUAAAUGAGGUGUACAAGAUUCUGCUGCCCAUCCAUGAAGCUAACAGAGACUUCAAAAAGCUGGCUACUGUCCACGGGAAGCUACAGGAUGCCUUCACCAAAGUCUACAACCAAAGUUCAGGAUGGGAGAGAAUGUUUGGGACCUACUUCCGAGUGGGUUUCUAUGGCUGCCGGUUUGGAGACCUGGAUGAACAAGAGUUUGUCUACAAGGAGCCAUCAAUCACCAAAUUAGCUGAGAUCUCCCACAGACUCGAGGAGUUCUACUCGGAGAGGUUUGGGGAUGAGAUGGUUGAAAUUAUCAAGGACUCCAACCCAGUGGACAAAAACAAACUGGAUCCCAACAAGGCCUACCUCCAGAUCACCUACGUUGAACCAUUCUUCGACACAUACGAACUAAAGGAAAGAAUCACCUACUUUGAUAAGAACUACAACCUGCGUACUUUCAUGUACUGUACUCCCUUUACUCUGGACGGGCGAGCCCACGGCGACCUGAAUGAGCAGUACAAACGCAAAAGCAUCCUUACAACAUCUCACGCCUUCCCUUACAUCAAGACACGCAUCAAUGUUAUCCACAAGGAGGAGAUCAUUCUUGUCCCCAUGGAGGUGGCCAUUGAGGAUAUGCAGAAGAAGACUCAGGAGCUUGCCUUCGCUACAAACCAAGACCCUGCAGACGCCAAGAUGCUGCAGAUGGUUCUGCAGGGCUCUGUGGGCACCACUGUCAACCAGGGCCCCCUUGAGGUGGCGCAGGUCUUUCUCUCUGACAUUCCUGAUGAUCCAAAGCUGUUUCGCCAUCACAACAAACUGCGCCUCUGCUUUAAAGACUUCACUAAGAGGUGUGAGGAUGCCCUGAGGAAGAAUAAAGCCCUGAUUGGACUAGAUCAGAAGGAGUACCACAGAGAGAUGGAAAGGAACUACAAUAAACUGAAAGAAGCUCUGGGGCCUCUCAUCAACCGCAAGAUCCCCCAGCUAUACAGAAACCUGCCAGCUCAGACUACGCAAACACAACGGAACUCCUACAGUAGGUCCAGUCUUCGCAGAGUCGACUGUUGAGGCGCAGCAAACUGGAUAACAACACAGAAAAACAAGCUUUAGAAAUUAGCCACAUCUCAUCCCCUUUGUUCCCCUCCCCCCACUGUAUUGCUAACCAACUGUCACAAGCACACACGCACUGUCCUCUUCCUCGUCUAGCUCGUUAUUUUACCCACCCACCCCCUGGCCACCCAGACACGCCAUAAUCCCCCCCACCACUGCCACUACAGACACAGACACACACACACACACACACACACACACACACACACACACACACACACUUGUCACCUCUUGUCCUGCUGAACCAUCUCCCCCAUCACCACCACUCUCACACCUCUGUAGGAGAAAACCUUGGCUGUUUAUACUGGAAAGAUAUCUGCACUGUAAACAUCGACAUUUGGAGCAAGGCUCUGACAUGUCAGUGUUUUAAACUAAGCUUUCAAAAGUAGUGUCCUCACAGUAAUCUCCCUGAGCUUGAUCUGGUUUUAACUUAAGUUUUUACAGGACUAGAGCUGCCAAACACAUUUUGUAUCCAAAUCGUUUGGGAGUUCUGUUUUCCCUUUUGCUUCUUGUGUUUGCUUUUGAAGAGGCUGUAGUGUGUCUGUUUUGUGUAGUGGCCUUAUUUAAUUUGUAAGAUAUUGUUUCUAAACUAUGCCUGGUAGUACUCACUGCCAGACUUAGUUAUUAAAUAGUCACAGGGAGUAUUUUGUUAUCAACAGACCAAAUAACUGACAUUCCUUCUUCCUCAAGUUGUCACAUUUAUCUGCCGAUCUCUCAUUAUAAGAAUUCAUUAAAGAGCGGAGGUGGGAUCAUUCUGACAAAGCUCAGGCCUCAGCCCUCAGGCCUAGUCCGUCUCCAGCAGGAAUGAACUGUAGUAGCAGUUUUAGAAGGAAAAUGAUUACUGUAGUGGGGGAAAAGCCAGGAUGGGAUGUUUAAAUGUGUUUUUUAAACUGUGAAAUUCUCUUGUAAUGCACUGCAGUCACAUCAGAUGUUUAUCACAGUAACACUGCCAUUGGCCAGGCCUUCUCCUUCACCCACACAAAUAUGUUCAAACUGUGACAUGCACUAUCACCCUGCAGUACAGUCUGAUAACUGAAUUACUGAAACAUUUUGCAUAUGUGUGGCAUGAGGAGGUGUGUCCAACACCCUGGUUGUAGCAGAUUUAUAUUCAUUGUAGCUAUUUCCAACUACUGUUUCUAUUAUAUUGCACUAUUGUAAACAAACUGCAGCACAUUAACAAUGUAACUACUAAAAUAUCCAUGCUUUUGUUAUUUUACGAUGCUGGAGACUUUUUUUUUACCAGUUAGAUGAACAAUGUUUUAUUUAUUUACACUGUCUUUUUUUACUGCCUUCUAUUAAAUUUUUCUUCUGACA
This is a messenger RNA of Sander lucioperca (pikeperch), 7843 nucleotides long. Its product is annotated as dedicator of cytokinesis protein 7-like. The coding region runs from base 215 to 6487 and encodes 2090 amino acids. Gene Ontology annotation, biological process: small GTPase-mediated signal transduction; positive regulation of GTPase activity. The record is from RefSeq and is a predicted model, not a curated record. Lineage: Eukaryota; Metazoa; Chordata; Actinopteri; Perciformes; Percidae. Gene Ontology annotation, molecular function: guanyl-nucleotide exchange factor activity. Gene Ontology annotation, cellular component: cytosol. The transcript is spliced from 49 exons.